UUUUUUGACAAACAACGAUGACUUAGCUAUAUCAUUGAAUUCCCUUAUUUAAAGCAACUCCAUUCCCAUAACUCAUAGAUCUUGCCCCAUAAUUCAAACUUCAAACUUUUCAUAUAGCAUAGCAUCACAUAUUUCAUGCAUUUAACAUAUUGCAUACAUACAAUACAACAACAAAAAAUGGUGAAAACGAUUUUCUUCAUUUAUUUUCUUAUUUAUAUGACCCUUUUUCUUUCCUUAACAAACUCAUCAACCAUAAACAUUUACCUUUAUGGUGGUUGCUCACAACAAAUGUACACACCAAAAUCACCCUACGAGUCAAACCUCGACUCACUCCUCGCCUCGUUAGUCAACUCAGCUACAUAUUCCUCGUACAACAACUUCACCGUAAUGGGGUCCACCCAACAAGACGUAAUUUACGGACUCUACCAAUGCCGCGGCGACAUCGCCAUGCCGGAUUGCGCGUCCUGCAUCGCACGUGCCGUUACACGUGCUGGAGACAUGUGCCGCGACACGUGCGGUGGAACGGUCCAACUCGACGGUUGUUUGGUGAAGUACGAUAAUGCUACUUUUUUGGGCGUGGAGGAUAAGGCUGUUGUGUUGAAAAGGUGUGGGCCUUCUGUGGGUUAUAAUUCGGAAGCUAUGGGCUCGAGGGAUGCAGUGCUUGGUGGGCUUGUGGGAUUAGGUGGCCCUUUUCGGGCUGGUGGGUCGGGUAGUGUUCGUGGUGUGGCCCAGUGUACUGGGGAUCUUAGUUUUAGCGAGUGUCAGGAUUGUGUGUCUGAAGCGAUCGGACGGUUGAAAAGCGAUUGUGGUACCGCGGAUUACGGAGAUUUGUUCAUGGGGAAAUGUUAUGCGAGAUACUCAACUGGUGGGGCCCAUGAUACUUCUAAGGCCCAUGGGAUUGCAGGGAAAUUAGGAGGUGAAAAGAGAUUUGCAAUAAUCAUUGGGUUAUUAGCAGGAGUAGCUAUACUUGUUAUUUUACUUGCUUUCCUGAGCAAGAUUUGUAGGAAAGAGGGUAAAUAAAUUAAAAUAAGUUUGUGACACUUUUAGUGGCAUUCCCACUGAUCGAUCAAUUAUCACCAUAUGGCCAUCCUCUAUGAGUUUGCUUUUGUGUCUCUUUUGUUUCUGUUGUUCUUUUUCUCUCUUUCUUUAUCUUAUUACUUAUCCUUUUUUAUGUUUCAAAUUUAAAAUUAUACAAAAGAGGACUUUGAACAUUGAGGAGGAGGAUACAAAAAAGAAUGUGCAAGAAGGGGUGCUUUUAUUUUGAAUACAGAAGGAAAGAGGGGGAAAAAAAAAAAAAAAAAGAGCUAAGAGAAUCUAGCUGCUUUAAUUUCACAAAGUUGUGUGUUUUCUAAUGUCUCAUGUUUUGCAAAGAAAAGUACUUAUAUUAUUAUUCAUUUAUUUUUGUAAAAUUCAAUAGUAAUUUUGCUUUUGUUUAUCA
Molecule: messenger RNA, 1438 nt
Organism: Cicer arietinum (chickpea)
Lineage: Eukaryota; Viridiplantae; Streptophyta; Magnoliopsida; Fabales; Fabaceae
Product: plasmodesmata-located protein 7-like
Cellular component (GO): plasmodesma
Source: RefSeq, a predicted model, not a curated record